Molecule: messenger RNA, 534 nt
Organism: Hyphopichia burtonii NRRL Y-1933
Lineage: Eukaryota; Fungi; Ascomycota; Pichiomycetes; Serinales; Debaryomycetaceae
Product: L-methionine (R)-S-oxide reductase
Exons: 1
Coding region: 1-534 (177 amino acids)
Cellular component (GO): cytosol
Molecular function (GO): L-methionine (R)-S-oxide reductase activity; protein binding
Source: RefSeq, a predicted model, not a curated record
AUGGGAGAGGGCCAACAUCACGCCGAGUAUUCGAACUACCAAGGAGAUCUUUCCAAAGAAGAGACGUUGCAGUUGUUGGUUGAUUCAUAUGAAGCAGUAUCCAACGAUACCAGAAAUUGGGUAGCCAAUUUAUCGAACGCAUCGUCGUUAGUGUGGCAUGCAUAUCAUUCAUUAAAAGUGCCGGUGAACUGGUCCGGGUUCUAUGUGAUCAAUCCAACUAAACCCGAGGAAGAAUUGAUUUUGGGACCAUUUCAAGGGAAAGUAGCAUGUCAAAUCAUUAAAUUUGGUAAAGGAGUAUGCGGAACUGCGGUGAGCAGUCAAAAGACCCAAUUAGUUGCCAAUGUGAAUGAGUUCCCAGGGCAUAUAGCCUGUGACGGGGAGACUCAAAGUGAGAUAGUAAUACCUAUUAUCAAGGACGGGAAAGUGUAUGGGGUAUUAGAUAUUGAUUGUUUAGCACUUGAAGGAUUUGAUGAGGUUGAUGUUGAGUAUUUAGAAAAACUAGUUACUAAAAUAAGUGAAAGCAAUGAUUUUUAG